This is a messenger RNA of Sycon ciliatum, 1068 nucleotides long. RefSeq names its product cyclin-dependent kinases regulatory subunit-like. Gene Ontology annotation, cellular component: cyclin-dependent protein kinase holoenzyme complex; SCF ubiquitin ligase complex. The coding region runs from base 321 to 560 and encodes 79 amino acids. Gene Ontology annotation, molecular function: protein kinase binding; cyclin-dependent protein serine/threonine kinase activator activity; histone binding. The transcript has 3 exons. Lineage: Eukaryota; Metazoa; Porifera; Calcarea; Leucosolenida; Sycettidae. Gene Ontology annotation, biological process: regulation of mitotic cell cycle. The record is from RefSeq and is a predicted model, not a curated record.
GCGUAGCCAGAGUGUGAGUACGAUGAAUACUGCAUUGCCGAAUGCCGUCUUUGCAACUUCCUUUCAGGCACAUAGUCCUCAAUUAGGCCAAGAAUCAGGCAUUCCUUCGCAUGGCUGUUGCUUUCUGUGACUCUGUUUUGUCGAUGGGAUGCAGCAAUAGUACUGAAAGCUAAUAGAGUAAGGGCACAGUAGCUAGAAUAGAGAACUCCCACUCGGAGUUUUGCAGCCAAGGUGAACACGUCUUUGCAGUCGAAUGACUAUCUGGAGAAAGCUCUUACAAAUUACGGUGGUUUGUUCGUGGAACUAGAUACUGCGCAAACAUGGCAACAGGAGACAACAAUGUGUAUUACUCGCCGAAGUACACGGAUGAACUAUAUGAAUAUCGACAUGUCAUUAUGCCAAAGGAGCUAUUGCACCUUGUGCCAAAGGAGAAGCUCAUGUCUGAGAAGGAGUGGAGAAGUAUUGGCGUACAGCAAUCUGAAGGAUGGGUCCACUACAUGAUACACAACCCAGAACCGCACAUUCUUCUCUUCAGACGAUCAAAGCCACUUGGCACGUGAGCUGUUGCAUCAUCACUAUGUCUCUCUGUCUCCCUCUCUCUAUCCAUCUGUCUACCUAUCUCUAUGUCUCACACUCACUCUCACACACGCACACACCACACCACAUCACAGCACAUAUCAAUGUACUCAUGCAUGCAUGCAUGCACACACGCAGACCUUCAUACUUCGCCAUAAUGAUUAACCUACCGGAUAACAUGUGAGAAUGCUAUUGCACAUGGCCUAUGGCUUUCUUAGAUCUAUCGCAUGCAUAGUAUUUGAAUUUCCCUUUUUAACCCUUGCUGCUGGCACUGCUUGCUUCUUAGCUCAUGUACAUGUAUGUAGGAUUUAGCUGCACCCGUUUCUUCUAAGAUAAUGCCCGUGCGCUUGAUCGCUGCUCUGUGGUGUUCUCUAUGCUCUGCACACACGCGCACAUGCGCAGCUGACACUCGUGCUUAGUCAGUUUCUAUUGGAAAUCUUUCAUCUGUAGGUUUGCAUCGAUGCCGUUCUCUCUAGUAUAAGAACAUGCACA